Magallana angulata is the source of this 3408-nucleotide messenger RNA. RefSeq names its product ankyrin-1-like. The transcript has 29 exons. Bases 916 to 3408 code for a protein of 830 amino acids. The record is from RefSeq and is a predicted model, not a curated record. Gene Ontology annotation, biological process: positive regulation of transcription by RNA polymerase II. Gene Ontology annotation, molecular function: protein binding; transcription cis-regulatory region binding. NCBI's taxonomy places the organism in Eukaryota, Metazoa, Mollusca, Bivalvia, Ostreida, Ostreidae. Gene Ontology annotation, cellular component: nucleus; cytoplasm.
UCUUUAGCGGUUAUUUUGGUUAUCACUUUCCCGGUCUUCACACUGUAUAAUGUAUCGGACACAUAAAUUAUAAUUUUAUUUCUUUGAGAACAGGGCGGGUACAGCCAUCACGAUCUAGUUCAUGUCUACGUACUCCGAAAAAAACCGAAUAGUGACGAAUUGUUGGGAAAACUGUUCUGAAUAAGACAUAUCCAAACUACAAUUUAGUCUGUCAAUUUGUCAUAUCAUACUCUAAACAAUUUGCUUGCUGGGGGUUUGCGGGGUUUUUUUUUUCUCGCUCUUUUGAGAUAUGCUUUAGCAUGAACGUCCUUUAAAAAUAAUUGACAACUGUGCAAAAUUUGUUUUCUAAGACAUAACGUUUAUUCUUGUCAACGUUUCACAUUAAACUGUAGCCCAUUUUCUUGCCAGGGUUUGCGGGGUUUUUUUCACUGUCUUAAGAUCUGCCUUAUCGUGCAUGUUCUUUAAACAUUCUGAAGUGCCACUUAUUCCAGUGUUUUAAAUGUAGCAAUAAGUAUCCAAUAUCAAUGGCCGACUUGAUCGAAUUCAACAGGUACACAGCGCGAUAAAAUCACGAAUUUAAAUGCCAGUUUAUCACAACUAAAACCUAAUCCCUUCGUGCGGUCAUAAGAAACAUUCUUUCAUUGACCCUCGACACAUACUAUCAUUUUUUUAGGAUAUUUCUUAAUGAAUUCUUGAGUGAUUUUCUGUUACUUUUGGACUGUUUUCACUACCAAGCCUUGUUUCCAUGAUUAGGAGCCGUCUGCGUGAUCGCGUGCGUAAAAUGACGUAACGAUUUCCGGGUGUCUCUGGAGAGGCGAGAUGAAGGAAUGGAAACUUGUUUGGAACCUGAGACGGGAAAAUAAAAAUCGAUUUUGUAAUAAGGAGUUUGUUUGUGUUUGAUAAAAUUCACAGAAAAUGCCGCUGUAUAACGACAAACAGGAUAAAACAGACGAUCGCAAGAUGAACAUAUACCGCUCCUGUUUGGAGGGUAAGGUGGAUGAACUGGUCAGGCUCGUGGGUGAGGACGCUAACAUGGUGGUCAAGGACGGGCAGCGACCGCUACACAUUGUCGCCACGAGCGGAAGAGAAGACAUGGUGGCUGUCAUAGAUGCACUUCUAAAAACCGGAAGUGACGUGAAUGCCAAGACUACCACUGACGAGGACACCGUUCUACAUCUCGUCAUCAAACACGCUGUGCUCCGUCUGGCCUUCCAGACCUGUCUGAUGAUCCUAGAGCACAAUCCGGACCUUGACAUCAGAAACAGGAAUCUUCGAACACCUUAUGACCUAGCAAUGGCUCAGGAGUACUUUGAACUUGCCAAUGUUUUAGACGGUUCGAUGACUCCAGAGGAGGCCCGAGAGUACUACAUAAAGUCCAUCGGGGAGUUAUACGGGGGUCGGCUGAUAGAGGCUGUGAUGAAUGACAAUGAAGAGGAAGCGAUGGACUGUGUCAAACAGGGGGCGGACUGCAACCAAGUCAACAAGCACGGGGCCGGGGCUAUACACUACGUGUUCACAGACCUAUACCUCCACCCCCCGCUAGAUCUGCUGAGUAAGAUGGUGGCCAAUGGAGCGGAUGUCAACCUCAGAGACUACGAAGGGGAUACAGCUCUUAACCUCGCAAUAAAGAAAACAAGUCUCCGGCCUGAUAAUACAAUGUACAAAGUGGUGGAUCAAUUAUUGCAAUGGGGCGCGGAUCCAACUCACAAAGACUUGGACGGAAAUGACGCCCUUGCCCUAGCCGAGAACCGGAAGUACCUGGACAUUGUUAAGCUACUCAAAAAACAGAAAACAUCCUUGAUUGUUCCUCCUCCCCACGAGACUCCUGUACCGUCCCCUAGAUACCAGAAGUCGACCACCCCAUACGAAUCUCGAUCACCCAUCACCCACAGUCCCAGCCCUGUCCAUCCGGACUGGGGCACGCCGGUACUUCCCGCCAUAAGGUCGUCUGACCCCCUCAUUGCUCCUGACAGAGAGCCGUCCCCGACCCCGCCCACUCCGAGGCCACCAUCAGCAAGUGCGGAGUCAAUCACAUCAGCAAUAGAAGAUGACAACACGGACGAGCUGGACGCUCUCUUGAACGAUCCUCACGCCAACCUCAACGUUCCCAACUCGAUGGGCCUGUUUCCGUUACACGUUGCUAUACUGAGGAAUAACCCUGUGAGCAGGAAUGACAUGGUACAGCAACUUCUGAACAAAGGCGCCGACAUUAAUGUCAAGGCCAUCCCGCAAGCAACUGGCAAAUCCAUUUUGAAGGGCGGAAAUACUCCGUUGCACAUGUCUGCCGCCAGAGACCAGCUGGACACGGUCCGGAUACUCCUGACCUAUGACCCCGCAAUAUCUCCCACCAAUAACGAGGGCCUGACACCUUACAACUACGCGGAACAGAAUGGAAACUCCGAGAUGAUGAGACUACUUAAGGAGGAGCAACGUAACGCCGAAAGAAAGGAAAACCCAAAUAAGCCUGACAACAGGGACGAAUUACAACAGCUGCUCCAGGACCCGGAUGCCAACGUUAAUGUCCAGAGUCAGAGCGGGUUAUUUCCACUACAUCUGGCCAUAAUGGAGAACGACCCGCUAAUCCGAGAAACGUACGUCAAGAGACUCAUCAGUCGGGGAGCUGACGUCAACGCUAAAGCACUUCCGAGAAUGCAGGGAAAGCUCUUACUAAGGGAAGGAAACACGCCCCUACACAUGGCUGUUAUACGGAAGCAGCUUGGGAUCGCUAAAAUUCUGCUGAACAGCAAAGCUCGGAAAAAUUCGGAAAAUUGUGAUGGGAAAACGCCAUACUUUUAUGCUGAAAGUAAUAAAGAUGAGAAGAUGAUGGAAUUGCUGAAUGAUAUCAGAAAGGAGGAGACAGCGCCGAUACCUACGAAACCGCCAAAGAAGCCUCCCCUCACAGCAAGGGACCCGGAACCAACAAAACUUCAAGACAGAGGAAGAACAGGGUCCCUAGACGAGGUCAGCAACAUAGAUGAACGAAGAAAGGACCAGGAUGGACUUGAUGACCUUGUUAAGGACCCGGAUGCAAAUGUUAAUAUCAGGAACGCUAAUGGGUUGUAUCCAAUACACCAAGCCAUCAUGAGAAACGACCCGAUAGCUAGGAACCAGUUGAUAGAAAAACUGAUCGAGAAGGGAGCAGAUGUAAACUGUAGGACGCUUAAAAGUGGGAACACACCCCUCCAUCUCGCCGUCACACGUGGACAGCUGGGGACCGUCAAACUGCUCCUAGGGUACCGACCUAUCUUCUCCAUCCCAAAUCUCGCCGGAAAGACACCGUACUCUAUAGCCGAGGAGAAUAACCACAUGGAGAUUCUGGCACUGCUGGAGUCCUACAAGAGGAACGUGGUGGACAAACGCAAGAAUAACGCCGCUAUACGGGACAAGGCCAACUGCACGAUCUCCUAG